Symbiodinium sp. CCMP2456 is the source of this 750-nucleotide messenger RNA. NCBI's taxonomy places the organism in Eukaryota, Dinophyceae, Suessiales, Symbiodiniaceae. The record is from the annotation of a GenBank genome assembly.
AUGGCCAGGGUCCCUGGGAUGGCGUGGUCCGUGUUGUUCUUGAGCUCUGCCGAUGCUAUGCUGGGCAGGGAGACUUCCCAGCCUGUGGUGCAGAUGCUGCGGAACUUGGAUCGCAACAGCGACGGCCUCGUCGACCAGCAGGAGCUGGAAACCUUCUCCGCAACCCACGGUCUGGACCGCGUGAGUCCACAGGAAUUUGCGAAGCUGGACUUAGACGGCGACGGCACACUCAGCAGCCACGAGUUGAGUCGCACAGUCGUGGAGUCCAGCUCCGUGGGGACCCAGCAGCUCCUUCCACAGCAGCAGCCGCCUGUGCAGCUCUCGCCUGAAGGUUUGGAGGAGCAGUUCCGCUCAGACUUGCCGGCGACUCCCUCGCCCUCCUCGUUUGCCAUGACACAGGUCUCUGCCAGAGAUGAGGGCAAUGCUGCCUCUUCAGCAGCAGAGGCCGUUGUGAAGGAGCUGGCCGUUCAAAGCGAAGCAGAGGACCAGGCCCAGGCCUUCAGUCGGCGUGCGAUCGAGCUGAGAGCAAACGCGACAAGUCUGGCAAAGGUCUCCUCCCAGCGUGCUUUGCGUGCCGGGGCGACGGCCGGAGAAGCCAAGGCCCGCGAGUUGAUCCAGCAGCUUGAAGCGAUGGAGCAGCGCGCAGCAGAGGCGGAGGCGCAGGCAGCAGCGCUUCGGAAGCGCGCAGAUGCCGAACUGCAGCAGGCAGAUGACUUUUCCUCAAUCGCCAACUCGGCCAUGAAAGUCUGA